This is a messenger RNA of Daphnia carinata, 471 nucleotides long. Its product is annotated as larval cuticle protein III/IV-like. Gene Ontology annotation, cellular component: chitin-based extracellular matrix. Lineage: Eukaryota; Metazoa; Arthropoda; Branchiopoda; Diplostraca; Daphniidae. The coding region runs from base 128 to 373 and encodes 81 amino acids. Gene Ontology annotation, molecular function: structural constituent of chitin-based larval cuticle. The record is from RefSeq and is a predicted model, not a curated record. The transcript is spliced from 2 exons.
GGAUAACAAAUACGCUGGUAUCACCAUCACCAGCCAAUCUGACGAGCGCAAUCUCGAUGGCAGCAGCCAAUGGAGCUAUGCCCAGUCUGACUACACCACUCGCGAAGAGUCUCAGGUCCAGAAGAAGAUGCAAGGAGUCACCUACGAUUCCUACGGCAAAGAAUCGUACGGUGAAGUCCUAGGCAACACUAACAAAGGAUCCUCUUACUGGGUUUCCCCUGAAGGCCAGAAGUUCACUUUGACCUGGGCCGCUGAUGAAGCCGGUUUCCAGCCCAAAGGUGAUCACUUGCCCGUCGCCCCCGUCCACGAAUAUGAGCUCCCUGUUGCCGCUGUUCACAUCCCUUUCAACGGCAAAGGCUAUAAGAUUUACUAAAUUAUAUAAAAUCCUGUCUGAACACAUUAUUUAAAUUUCUGUACUGAAUGCACUGACAUUCUUGUAUUAUCGGUACAAAAAAUACAUGUUAAUAUGAA